Puccinia graminis f. sp. tritici CRL 75-36-700-3 is the source of this 2141-nucleotide messenger RNA. RefSeq lists its product as uncharacterized. The transcript has 4 exons. Bases 244 to 1980 code for a protein of 578 amino acids. The record is from RefSeq and is a predicted model, not a curated record. NCBI's taxonomy places the organism in Eukaryota, Fungi, Basidiomycota, Pucciniomycetes, Pucciniales, Pucciniaceae.
GCAAACAGCAGCGUAAGUCCAUCUAGUAUUCCUUCUGUCCCCCCUGCCACAAGCAGCGCAAUCAUAAAUCCCAAGCCCAUUGCCUCACACCAAUCGCUCAAGUCUGGAAACUCAGAGCAAAUCCCCAUUAGCUGCUAGCACUACCCCUUUUCAUUUUUUGACUCAGUUUGACUAGGUGACUGCAUUCCUCGAGGAAACUUUGCACACCCACUCAUCUCACCACCAAGUACUUCUUGUUGUAAAAUGGCCCUCAAGAAUAUCCUAGUUCUCUCCACCUUCGUUCAAUUGGCUAUCAGCGCGGCUGCGCCCAGCUCAGGCCACCCGACCAGAUUUUCAGUCAGAGCACUAGCACAACGAUCCAAUAGUGCGGAUGCGCCGAGCGUUGCCCUGGUUAAACCGGCUGACACGUCCUCGGAUGAAUCAAAGUCCACUACGCACUCGCAAACGGACGGCUCAUCGGCUCCGAAAGCUGCCGACGUGCGACCCACGACAAAAGCUACGGACACACCACCCGCCUCCAAAGGUGCUGUCGAUGGAUCCUCCAUGGCUAUAGGCACCGAGGGGUCAUCCAAGGCCACCGAGGGGUCACCUUCCCCUAAAGCCACCGAAGGGACAUCUGCCCCGAAGGCAGUCGAAGGACAACCCGCGCCAAAAGCCGCUGAUGCGGCGCCGAAGACUGCUGACGCGACACCGAAAGCCGCUGACAUACCCCCGCUAAAGUCUGCUGAAGUGACACCAAAAGCUGCCGAUGCCGCACCGAAGUCUGCUGAGGAGGCACCGAAAGCUGCCGAGCCCGCACCGAAAGCUGCCGAGUCCGCACCGAAGUCUGCUGAGUCGGCGCCGAAAGCUGCUGAUGGAGUCCUACCGGCCUCCAAAGCUGCUCCGGUUGUGACCACUAACAGAGUUUCAAACGAAGUCGUCCACACCAACACAACUUCGAAUGAAUCGACAGCCAGCAAAGACAAUUCAGCUCAGAAAGUCGCAGGGACUUCUCCCGCCGGGCCUAAAUCUCGCGAUUCUCCGGCAGGUACGACGACAGUAGUCACCAACAAAGUAAGCAAUGAGGUGCUUACAACAAAUAUCGCUCCGAAUGAAUCGGCCGCCAAGGGAAAUUCUGCUCCGAAGGCCGAGGGAAGUCCGGCUGAAGCACCCAAGGGGGCCAAAACAAGCGCGUCGCCUGAAGAUUCCAAAGCGUCUUCUACAGGACCUCAAUCCCAUCCACCCAGCCCAGAGAAAGCACCCGAUACGGCCUCAAAGGGAAUCGACGUUGCUGUAAAGGCACCCAAAGCAUCUGACUCCUCUACCCCGAAAACUGUCGAUAUCAAUGUUAACAAGGAAAGUCCAGCAUCUGCCACCCCUCACGAAGCCUCAGAUACGACACCAAAGGCAACAAGCGAUGUCACGCACGGUACCAAAGAAUCGGGCUCAACAGCUCCUAAGUCCGUUGAUGUGACCAUUGGCAAGCCGGCUUCAACCUCGGACGCAGCGCAAAGCCAUUUGGAGGGCUCUGCAAAAUCCGCCGACGUUUCAACGGCUUCCACCCAUGCGGGGCCCGAAGGGGAGUCGCCUAAGAAGGUCCAAGUGAACAUUGGCAAACCAGCUUCCGAUGACUUGAAGUCCGAUUCGGAGACCUCCUCUCAUACAUCUCCGGCUGGUUCAACUCCAGACAUCAACAAAGCGGGUACCUCCUCCGAUUCCGCAGGAGCUAGCGCUACCAGUCCGCAGAAGACCGAGCCUCAUUCAAUGAAACCUAUGAACGAUGUGCUUCAUGACAGCGACGAUUCAACUGAUUCGGACCCUAAGAAGCAGGACAAAUCGAAGGCCAAGGAUUCCGAACCCGUCCCUCACAAUGGCCCUCAGUCAAAAGAUUCUCCCGCCAUCCGUGCUAAGGAAAACAGCGGCUCGUCGUUGUAUCAACAAGCCCAGAGCAACGUCUUGGCAGCCUCGGUCUUGGCCGGCAUUCUUGUUUGGAUAGCUUAGCAAUCGCCUGAGCGAUGUUGUUUUUCAUUUGUGUCCCCUUCUGAAUUAUUGUAGCAGUAGACGUGACGCGAGCAAAUUUCAUGAGUCUAUUCAAAUCUCUUCCCUAUAUUGAAAUUCAUAAGCACUGGCGGCUAUAUCCCUCAUAACAUCUUGCCUUUCCC